Messenger RNA from Annulohypoxylon truncatum, 3338 nucleotides. RefSeq names its product Muniscin C-terminal mu homology domain-containing protein. The coding region runs from base 328 to 2904 and encodes 858 amino acids. The record is from RefSeq and is a predicted model, not a curated record. Gene Ontology annotation, biological process: septin cytoskeleton organization. The transcript is spliced from 5 exons. NCBI's taxonomy places the organism in Eukaryota, Fungi, Ascomycota, Sordariomycetes, Xylariales, Hypoxylaceae. Gene Ontology annotation, cellular component: endocytic vesicle; plasma membrane; cell division site.
CAAUUUCCAUGGAAACCUACAACAGCUAGAAUUUGUACGCUCAGCUUCGUCUCCAACGAACAUUGAAGCUACCCACCUUACCUAACCCGACUAUCUUAAUUCUAUUUUAAUACCAAAUACGAUUUUGUAUCAUCACCAACACCAUCAUCGUCGCCUUUAUCGUCAAUUGUGUUUGGUUUAGCAAUUAUUCUCCCAAUGUCCUCUUAAUUCCUUUUCCGUUCGCUCCUCUCUUUCAUCCCGUAUUCUCCGUAUUUAUAUGUCUCCCUAUCGCCCCUCUUCCGUAUUUUCUCAUCGUCGCCUGUAUGAUCGCGCCCGUCCUUAAUCGCAAUGGAAGAUCUCCAGAGAGCUGAAUACCCAGCUAUGCUGGCCAACCUCCAUCCGAACCAAGCCGUCCACUCUCUCAACGACCGAGUCAAGCGCAUAUCUAAAGUCAAUACCGAGAUCGCCGAUUGGUUACAGGAGCGUCGAAAAGUAGAGGAACAAUAUGUUCAAGCAUUAAAGAGGCUGACCCAAUUCCGGGUCCCUAAUGCACAGUCCGAACUUGGAACUUUCCAGGCACAAUGGGACAAGAUUCUUCAGUCCGCCGACGCCGUUGCCAUGUCGCAUCACAUUUUCGCCACGAAGAUCGAAAAGGACGUAGAGGCGCCCUUACGAACCUUCGGUCAGAAGAAAGAGGUGCUCAACAUUCAGACCAUCCAAAGCAACCUCCAAAAUAUGGCCAGGGAGCUGGAGGAUGCACAAGAACGAUCUGAGAAGUUGAGCAAAAAGGGCGGGAAAGCUAGCGCUCAGAAGGUCGACCUAGCAGCUGGGAAGCUAGACUCCGCAACUCAGCAGUGGGAAUCACAAGCGCCAUUUAUUUUCGAAUCACUGCAGGCCUUGGACGAAAGCCGAAUGAACCAGCUGCGUGACUGUCUUACCCAAUACGGUACCUACGAAGGGGAGCUGGCGCAAACUCACCAGGCUGAAGCCGAGACGGUGCUGAAUAGUUUACUAGACUAUAACACCGCUAGCGAGAUCCAGCACUUCGUGACGAAGACUACCGCCGGCAAACCAAAGAUAGAGAAACGAGCGACUUCAUCGCGGCAAAAUUCUGGGUUUACUGGGCCGACUUCAUCACUGGCGCCCCCAAGCCUCCAUCCAUCUGCAGAUGAUCGCAGUGACCAUUCGGUUUCUAAAGAAGGCCCAUCAGAAAAUAAACUGCGUAGUCGUAUCGGUACUAUGCUCGGUCGAAGACGGCAGAGCAUACAUGGCGGCUUCGGACCACUGUCGCCUGCAAAAGGACCCUUCGGAAGAAACAUAAAGAGCGCUCAUGGCAUAUCGCCUAGGGCGUCGUCGAGCAACCUCGGCGACUCGACGAACCGGUUAGGAUCGCUGGUGGAAGAUCCGGAUACGAUUGACACGCCUUCGAGAGCCUCACGAGCAUCUGAAGCAAGAGAAAAGUCUAUUCAUGACGGUACGAAUGGCAUAGAUCGUGACGGUUCUGCAGAUGUAGCACCGCCGGGAACAGCAACAUCAGCCACGUCGCAUGUGAAUGGCACGGCGACUACGGACCUCGCCGACGUCCCGCCUCCGCCAGGGCCUCCGCCAUCCCAGAGGGAACCAGAGAAAGACUCUGAAGGGUUUAAUGUACCAGCCCCCGCGAACGAUCCAAUCUCUCAGGCUCAGAGAGAAGCAGCUGCGCAAGAGGCCGAGCAGCUAUUCAAACUCAACAUUCAAAAAGAGCCGGUGGCUGAGGAGGACCCGGAAGAAAAGAAGGCUGCGCUUUCGAACGUUGCGAAUAGUCUCUCGGCUAUGGGAGCACCGGCUCGUAGGAUAGGCACCGUCAGAGGUCGAAGAGAUGUGCGAAACACCAUCUACGUUCCCGCGCCAGUCUCCGAGGGCUCUACAGCCGAAACCCCAAGUCCUUUUGCUCCUACUUUACACACCAUAUCAUCUAAACCCGCUGGAGUUGCUACUCUUGCCUCCGAAGCUAGUAUUGCAGGCACUUCGGAUACACAGUCAAUCCGAUCUGGUAAUUCACUGAGCAGCAUUGUUCACGUCAAGCAUCCCGACAUGCACGAGCCUGGCCUUAACUCUUCUAUCAUGGAAACAGUUUCAGCAAACUUUGAAAACGGACAGGUUCAGUCUGUGAAGGUUAAUGGCGAGAUCGCCUUUUCAUACAACGCUUCAGAUUCUUCUAACUUGCCUUCUCAUUUACCCAUUCGCAUCAACAACUUCCCCGCCCUUGAAGUUAUCGGCCCUAACCGCAUUUUCAUUACGAACGAUACCCCUGACCAUUCGGAACAAUUUAAUUUGGACCUCUCACAUAUUCACAAGACAUCGAUCGGCUUCUCUUACAGGCUUCAUGUAGACCAGGAGACCGCUGCCGCAGAGCACGUGCCCGUGCUACUCAGCCCUGUGUGGAAACCGCAGGGAGAUAAAUUGGGCUUGCUGCUUCAAUACAAGCUCAACCCGACUUUCAAGCUCGCAAACGGAGGCUCAAGCGUACUAGUUCAUAACCUAGUGCUCUUCGCCUCCUACGAGGGCAAGGCGUCAGGUGCCCAGACCAAGCCAUCUGGGACACACCUGAAGGACAAGCACCUCGUAUAUUGGCGUCUUGGCGACGUCACCCUAUCCCCGGACUCCGAUUGGCAGAAGAUCGUGUGCCGGAUAGUUGGCGACCAGGGCGUCGAGCCCAAGCCAGGCAUCGUCGAGGCACGCUGGGAAGUUACCCCGCCAUCCGACGCCGCCGAGAGCACAAAUGCGAUCUCGGUGUCCCGCUUCGAGGAGGCCAAGGGCAAAGAGGUCGAGCUCAACGAGGACGAUCCGUUCGCCGAUGAAUCUACCACCAACACCGAGGAAGGGAAGUGGGUCGACGUGCCCGCCGUGAGGAAGCUCGUCAGCGGGAAGUACGAGGCGAGAUAGUUUCAGCUUAGUAUAGCCCCCGAAGCGUAUUACCCUUAUCCUUAUCUAUAUAUAAGAGAGUGGGUGAACGAGGGAGAGAUGAGAUGAGCGGAAAAAAAGGAUAGUUGGUUUUUCGACGGGAGGAACAAUAGGGAGAAAUUUUCUUGUCUGUCUUGUCUGAACGACGAUGAAAUGCUCUUUUGUAAAUCAGAUUAGCGGAUUGCCGAAAAUUGAUGGGUCCCAUUUGUGCAUUACAUAGGUGUAGAUCCGUUCAGUUAUAGUAGUCAAGCCGUUGUUCUCAUACAGUAACUUGACCACUUUGAUAUUUGGAAUCGACCCAUUAUUCAUUUUGUCAUCGGAAAAUACCUACCGGUAUGUAGGUAGUAGCAGAUAUAACAUUAUUUGCUCUUACAAACAGUUAUGGAUAGUACUUGGAAUACGUUUUUUACUGCUGU